This is a messenger RNA of Phytophthora nicotianae INRA-310, 135 nucleotides long. RefSeq lists its product as hypothetical. NCBI's taxonomy places the organism in Eukaryota, Oomycota, Peronosporomycetes, Peronosporales, Peronosporaceae. Bases 1 to 135 code for a protein of 44 amino acids. The record is from RefSeq and is a predicted model, not a curated record. The transcript is spliced from 2 exons.
AUGAGUUCCUCAGAGGAACCUGAGCAGCACAUACACUUUGUGAGUUUGGAGACGGCAGGUUCUUAUAUCAAACACUACGCCUUUAACAUCAACAAAAAGUCGAGAGGAAGAAAGGAGGUGGUGGAACCCACGUAA